AUGAAUAACGUCACAAAAGAGGAGCGCGCUUUUCCGCUUGCCUACAGCAUUGUUCUCUACAAGGAGGCAGUCCAAGUCGAGAACCUAUUACGCGCCAUCUAUCGGCCACACAACUAUUACUGUAUUCAUGUGGACCGAAGUUCCAAUCCUUUAGUGAUUAGCGAUAUCCGUGCAAUUGUUCGUUGUCUGCCAAAUGUCAUCGUCGCAUCGCGUCUGGUCGACGUCGAGUGGGGCAAGUUUUCCGAGACGGAGGCCGAACUGGUGUGCAUGAGAGACUUGCUUCAAAAGUACAAGGACUGGAAAUACUUUAUUAAUUUAACUGGUCAGGAAUAUCCCUUAAAGACAAAUCUGCAGAUUGUGCGCAUUCUUCAGUCUUUCAAAGGGGCAAAUGAUAUUGCAGGUGUCCGAAGCAGAGAAUAUGAAUUUCGCACAAAGUUUGUUUUUGUCAAUUUCCGGCCACGUCAGAAGAAGGGACCACCACCCCAUAACAUCACCGUGUCUAAGGGCAGCAUUCACAUAACGGCGUCACGUGGAUACGUGAACUUUCUCUUGAACGAUCGACGAGCACAGGAUUUUACCAAUUGGGUCAAAGAUACAAGAAACCCUGACGAAACCCUCUUCACAUCCUUAAACCACAACCCACAUCUCAAAGUGCCCGGGUCGUUCGCAGGCACCAACAUCGAAAAGAAACCUUUUAUUUCCCGCCAUAAACUCUGGAGAAACGUCAAUCCGCAGAGUUGCCAUGGCAAGUGGCUUCGGUCAGUGUGCGUAUUCGGCCCUGGAGACCUGCGAGAAUUGACCAGUACUAUCAAACUGUUUGCCAAUAAAUUUGAAUGGGGGUUCAAGCCUCUGACUCUGCAAUGUCUAAGUGAAUGGCACUUCAAUCGAACGAGAGACGAAUAUCAGGGCCUUUACUACUUCAGCGCAAGCAGAUACAAAAAUAUGCCUCAGGUUGUUCAUCGGAUUACGUAG
Acanthosepion pharaonis is the source of this 972-nucleotide messenger RNA. The record is from the annotation of a GenBank genome assembly. NCBI's taxonomy places the organism in Eukaryota, Metazoa, Mollusca, Cephalopoda, Sepiida, Sepiidae.